Colletotrichum navitas is the source of this 953-nucleotide messenger RNA. Its product is annotated as outer membrane protein TOM13. The record is from RefSeq and is a predicted model, not a curated record. Gene Ontology annotation, biological process: mitochondrial outer membrane translocase complex assembly; protein insertion into mitochondrial outer membrane. Bases 125 to 502 code for a protein of 125 amino acids. Lineage: Eukaryota; Fungi; Ascomycota; Sordariomycetes; Glomerellales; Glomerellaceae. The transcript has 2 exons. Gene Ontology annotation, cellular component: mitochondrial outer membrane.
AGCAUCUCUCCUGCGCCGAGUUUCGGGAAACCUGGUCGUCGACAUACAUAGUCUCCCAACCCCGGCAAACCUCCCCAUUCACCACCGUCAUCAUCCUUCCACCCCCUCCAAGCCAGCCUCGACGAUGGCUUCUGACGAUUUGCACCCCCUCGCCGAGUCCGGCGUGACGAUUCGGUCCGACAGCGAGCAGUACUCUCAAGGCGAAGACCUGACCGAAUCACCUCCCUCGUCGAACUCACCGGUGAUCCUCUACAAACCACCCACGAUUUGGGGCCUGGUUCGCGGCGCCGCCAUAAACCUGCUUCUACCCUUCAUCAAUGGCAUGAUGCUCGGAUUUGGAGAGUUGUUUGCACACGAGGCUGCUUACAGGCUAGGAUGGGGCGGCACUAAGGUCUUCCCGAUGUCCCGGAGACGAGCGCACCCCAUUGGCCCCGGCCUGGAGGUUCGAGACAAGCAGCGAAGGCCCACCACCGGUCUUGACGACCUGACGAGUCUGGAAUGACUAGGUGGAUGGGAAUAAAGGGCCUGAAUGCUGCAGCGAUGACGAAGUGUCUCGACCCGUGGCAACCGUGAGCCGUCUCUGCAAGACAGCAAGAGACUAUGCUAUGCCGUAGAUGUGAGGCCGCCGCUGGGUGCGACCCUGGGACCGCUUUGGCUUGAACCUGCUCACCUUAGCCAAGACAAAAAAAAAGCAUACAUCUCUGUAGAGGAAGAUGGAAGGCAUCAACAGAAGUAAUAAACGCAGUGACUCCCCUAGAUGGGCAGUGUGGGCUUGAGCGCGGGUGGGCCAGGUCACGGUGAUGAGCACAAGGCUCGCAAUCCGUAUAUACGCAUGCUAGCUUUGCAAACCAAAACCAAACAAGACGAUUUUUUUUCCCUCCUUCGCCGGCAAAAGGUAUUUGCCGAUCUGUAGUUAAAUCGAAAUGCGACCCUAGUCCGAGAUUGAAUCAGCU